UUCAUUUUACGUCUUCACGGGCCGUUUUAAUAAACCCAAUUUGUUUUACAGUGAAGAAAGCCUGUCAGCAGCCUCUGUUUAUACACGCUGAUUUAAUGGCUGCAUAAUCGCUGCAAAUGCCAAACACUGUGUGCAUGCAGCCGUUACACUGCAUGUGUGUGUGUGUGUGUCAUCAACACUUGAGCGUGUGAUCCAAGAAAAGUGCAAAUAAAGCGACUCAGCUCAGAGAAGCUGGUUAGUGAGGCAGAGAGUGACUUCAGAUCAUUUAACACUCACACACACACACACACACACACACACACACACACACACACACACACACACACAGUCACACAUGCGCGCGCGAGCACACACACACACACACACACACAUUUUGUUUAAAAAAAGCAGAGUAGUGUCGGUCAUACAGCGCCCGUUGUCAAACAGACAGGACGCGCGUGCAGCGCUUUCAUUCAGAGCGCACAGCGAGUGUUUUUCUGCCCAGGAAAUUAGCCGGGGGGACACACGGCCUGAAUCCAUCAAAAGUAGCAGACAAACUCCUUCACACUAAAACUUGUGUGUAGGACGUCUUCUGAUGUUGUUGCUGUGGUAACAAACAGGUAUGGUUGAUGUUUGAUUUGUACAAUCAUCUUGUGUAGUGUAAAUCUCUGGUCUGGUGAAGAACUCUCUCUGCUCUCCUGAAAACUUUCAGACUUCAUUUUGACCUCUGACCUCUGACAUCAUCAAAGUGAACAGGAUCUACUACAGUUUGAAUAAAAUGAAACUCUGAUCCGUUUCCAUCAGCAGGUUGUUGUUCCAGACCUGUCUGACCUCUGACCUCUGUGAAGGUUAAUAAACAUCUCUUUCUCCAUGCAGGGCGGAGACAUCAUGAACGUCACAAAGUCGCUCUCUGACUCUACCUGGAGCUCAGGUAACAUCUCUCUGUCCAUCCUGACCAACAGCACCUCCUCCUCACCCGUCUCCCACCCUGAGGUCACCAUCAUGGUGGUGCUGGGUCUGUCUCUGCUGCUGGCGGGGUUGGCGGCCUUCCUUGCGGUGUGCAGACCGUCUGAGCAGGAUGGGGACUCUGAGGCGGGCUGCGGUCUACGAGACGGUCUGAGGCGAGGAAGCGGAGGGUCCACGGAGCCGCAGCUGAAGGUGUGGAAGAGGCUGGGCUCCUACAGGAGAUCGUACAACCUGUCCUUCAGACGACCUCCCCCUCGGCGGACAAAUGAGAGAGAGAGCACGUCUCUCUCUCCAGGACCACAGACAGACGCCGCUGUUGAGCCAAACGUCAGCACGCCAUGUCUGUUUGACUACGUGACUGAAAUCUGAGGCGAGGACAAACGGAGCGAUCCAGAAACGAUUAAAUACUGAUUUAGUGUCAGAGCUGCAGACGUCAUGAAGACACUUCUCUGCAGGUUUCAUCUCAAGUCCAGGAGGACGACCUUUUCAAAAAACCAUGCCAUCAGCUGUUUGCGUGCUAAGCUAACUGAAGCUAACUGAAGCUAACUGAAGAUAACUGAAGCUAACUGAAGCUAACUGAAGAUUACUGAAGAUUACUGAAGCUAGCUGAAGCUCAGCUCAUAUUGAUUACUGAUAUUUUCGAUCCAGCAGGUGUUGCCCUUGAGUUACAGCGUGAGCCAAGAGAGAAACUCUGACUCUGAAUAUGUGUUCUCUGAUUGAAAUAAAAGGAUGCAGAGCUUA
Labrus bergylta (ballan wrasse) is the source of this 1686-nucleotide messenger RNA. Lineage: Eukaryota; Metazoa; Chordata; Actinopteri; Labriformes; Labridae. The record is from RefSeq and is a predicted model, not a curated record.